CCCCCUGCGGGCGCUCUGCGUCCUGGGCUGCCUGUUGGGCCGCGCCACCGCCGCGCCGUCGCCCAUCAUCAAGUUUCCUGGAGAUGUCGCCCCCAAAACGGACAAAGAGUUGGCUGUGCAAUACCUGAACACCUUCUAUGGCUGCCCCAAGGAGAGUUGCAACCUGUUCGUGCUGAAGGACACGCUGAGGAAGAUGCAGAAGUUCUUCGGGCUGCCCCAGACGGGUGAACUGGACCAGGGCACCAUCGAGACCAUGCGGAAGCCGCGCUGCGGCAACCCCGACGUGGCCAACUACAAUUUCUUCCCCCGCAAGCCCAAGUGGGACAAGAACCAGAUCACCUACAGGAUCAUUGGCUACACCCCUGAUCUGGACCCCGAGACAGUGGACGAUGCCUUCGCUCGUGCCUUCCGAGUCUGGAGUGAUGUGACUCCACUGCGGUUUUCUCGGACCCAUGACGGAGAAGCUGACAUCAUGAUCAACUUUGGCCGCUGGGAGCAUGGAGAUGGGUACCCUUUUGAUGGCAAAGACGGGCUUCUGGCUCACGCCUUCGCCCCAGGCCCUGGCGUUGGGGGAGACUCUCACUUUGAUGACGAUGAGCUUUGGACCCUGGGAGAAGGGCAAGUGGUCCGCGUGAAGUAUGGGAACGCCGACGGGGAGUACUGCAAGUUCCCCUUCCUGUUCAACGGCAAGGAGUACACCAGCUGCACGGACACGGGCCGCAGCGACGGCUUCCUCUGGUGUUCCACCACCUACGACUUCGACAAGGAUGGCAAGUACGGCUUCUGCCCCCAUGAAGCCCUGUUCACCAUGGGUGGCAACGCCGACGGACAGCCCUGCAAGUUCCCGUUCCGCUUCCAGGGUACAUCCUAUGACAGCUGCACCACGGAGGGCCGUACCGAUGGCUACCGCUGGUGUGGCACCACCGAGGACUUUGACCGUGACAAGAAGUACGGCUUCUGCCCCGAGACCGCCAUGUCUACUGUGGGCGGGAACUCGGAAGGUGCCCCCUGUGUCUUCCCCUUCACCUUCCUGGGCAACAAGCACGAGAGCUGCACCAGCACCGGCCGCAGCGAUGGGAAGUUGUGGUGUGCGACCACGGCCAACUACGACGAUGACCGCAAGUGGGGCUUCUGCCCUGACCAAGGGUACAGCCUGUUCCUUGUGGCAGCCCAUGAGUUUGGCCAUGCAAUGGGGCUGGAACACUCAGAGGAUCCCGGAGCCCUAAUGGCCCCCAUUUACACCUACACCAAGAACUUCCGCCUGUCACAUGAUGACAUCAAGGGCAUUCAAGAGCUCUAUGGGGCCUCCCCCGACAUUGACACUGGCACCGGUCCCACGCCCACACUGGGCCCCAUCACUCCUGAGAUCUGCAAACAGGACAUCGUCUUUGAUGGCAUCUCUCAGAUCCGUGGGGAGAUCUUCUUCUUCAAGGACCGGUUCAUUUGGCGAACAGUGACACCACGUGACAAGCCCAUGGGGCCCCUGCUGGUGGCCACAUUCUGGUCUGAGCUCCCGGAAAAGAUCGAUGCUGUAUACGAGGCCCCACAGGAGGAGAAGGCUGUAUUCUUUGCAGGGAAUGAAUACUGGGUCUAUUCAGCCAGCACCCUGGAGCGAGGGUACCCCAAGCCGCUGACCAGCUUGGGGCUUCCCCCUGAUGUCCAAAAAGUGGAUGCUGCCUUUAACUGGAGCAAGAACAAGAAGACGUACAUCUUCGCUGGAGACAAGUUCUGGAGAUACAAUGAGGUGAAGAAGAAAAUGGAUCCCGGCUUCCCCAAGCUCAUCGCAGAUGCCUGGAACGCCAUCCCUGAUAACCUGGAUGCCGUGGUGGACCUGCAGGGCGGGGGUCACAGCUACUUCUUCAAGGGCGCGUAUUACCUGAAGCUGGAGAACCAAAGUCUGAAGAGCGUGAAGUUCGGAAGCAUCAAGUCCGACUGGCUGGGCUGCUGAGCUGUCUCUGCCUCCCCCAGGGCCUGCCUCUCUAUCACUCUCUGCACACCGGGCCCUGAGCACCAGGGAAGGACCCGGAUGGGCCUGGCAGCCCUCAGCUCUGUAGUUAAUCAGCAUCCUCACUCCCACCUGGUAACUUAAGAAACCACAGAGUGGCUCUGCCCUGUGCUCCAAGAAAGGUCCUGAUUGUACCCGUCCCAGGUGCCCCUCCCCCUCCACACCUCACCAGCCCUCCAGAGCCACCCCCAAAGAGAUGCUUUGAUAUUCUCAAUGCAGCCCUGUCUUGGGCUGCCCUGGUGCUGCCACCCUUCAGGCUCUUCUCCUUCCACAACCUUCUGUGGCUUUACAGCACCCUUGGAGCCAACAGAGACUGUCUGAAGAGGGCACUGGUGGCCCGACAGCCUGGCCUGGCAUGGGGCAGUGGGAGAGGGGCACGGCCCGGUGGCCACGCCAGACACCUGGCCUUCUCACUGCUGGCUGCCUUAGAACCGUCCCUACAUUAGCAGUUUGCUUUGUAUGCACUUUGUGUUUUUUUUGUUUUGAUCUUUUUUAUUUUUCCACUUUGAAAUUGCAUUUCCUGACAGAAGGACUCGGGUUAUCUGAAGUCACUGCACGAUGCAUCUCAGCCCACGUAGUGAUGGUCCCCUUGGUCACUCUAUUUAGUAUGUCCCUCCUCUGUCACUUACUCCACUGGAUGGAGGAAAACCAAACCCUGGCUCCUCACCCAGCUCUCCCCCACCCUCUCCCUUCAGCAGUUUCCCCGUGGGAAAAAUCAACGAGUAUGAAUAAAGACACCGAUUGAGUGGCCGUGUUGGCCGGCUGUUUUAGCAGAGACUAGAGAGGGGCCCCAGCCCCAGCCAGAAGAGGAAACUUAGAAAGUCUAAAUCUCCGCUCCCUGCAGCAUACAGGUAACACAUGCUGGAAAGGUCACAAAGAUGCCCAAAUAAACAGCGAGAGACCCAGGGUGGGUGAGCUGGAGUCCCUCUGCCCCGUGGAAAGAGCCCUGGAACAGCAGCGUUUCUGUUAUUUAAUUGCAGGGCCUUGUUCAAGGUUUCCUCUCUUCUUGAGUCUCAGUUUCUUCGUUGACAAUAACACCAAUUCUAAUACUAGUAACAGUGAACAACAGUAAUACCCCUUCCAUUAAUAGAAUGCUUACUAUAUGCCAGGCACUUCACGUGCAUCACUUCAUUUAACCUUUAUAGCAACGUAAAGAAGGGAGAAUAUUAUUAGU
Molecule: messenger RNA, 3179 nt
Organism: Lipotes vexillifer (Yangtze River dolphin)
Lineage: Eukaryota; Metazoa; Chordata; Mammalia; Artiodactyla; Lipotidae
Gene: MMP2
Product: matrix metallopeptidase 2
Exons: 13
Coding region: 194-1948 (584 amino acids)
Biological process (GO): extracellular matrix organization; collagen catabolic process; proteolysis
Cellular component (GO): extracellular matrix
Molecular function (GO): zinc ion binding; metalloendopeptidase activity
Source: RefSeq, a predicted model, not a curated record